AUGAGAGUUCCAGCCGGCGUGGCUGCAGUUUCCUGUCUUUGUCCUCUGGUGGUCUUCCUAUGUGCUGUUUCCCAGAGUUGUUAUGGGACCCGGGUCGAUCUGAGUCCUCACACUAACUCCAACCCCAGCCUGUACCCUAAUCCCUGGCACAAGUCACUGCCUGGGCCGACCCCGCUUCCAAGCUCCACUCCUGAGAAACAUAUGUCUCCACUGAAGCCCAGCCAGCUUUCCAGCGCCAGCCCUAACUCAUGGAGCAAGUCUCAGCUAAAGCCUAGGCUGGACACCAUGUCAUAUCCUACCAGCAACCAAAGGUCCAGCACAAACUUUCCAUUGACCAUCUCCCAAGGCACAUCAAGCUCAAACACUAGACUCAAUCUACAGCAUGUGCCCAAGCAGAGUUCAAAUUCAAGGCAAGUGUUGGCAUACAAAUCCAAUUCUAAUCAGGUAGCAAGAAAUACCUCAAACAAUCCAAACCAAUCUCCAAAAAUCAACCCCCAAAUCAAUCCCAAAUCAAAGACUGGAUCACUGUCACAAACAAUUAUAAACACCAAAUACCACUAUAAGAUCUCCAACCCAAACUCCAGAGCAUCCAUCAGAGCACAGAAGAACCAGACAAGGUUACCUGACUCAGACAAGGAUCCCCACCAUCGUCCCAAGAGAGGCUGGAUCUGGAACCAGUUCUUUGUUUUGGAGGAACACAUCGGACCUGAACCUCAGUACGUUGGAAAGCUCCACUCCAACUCUGACAAGGGCGAUGGUUCUGUGAAAUACAUCCUGUCUGGUGAGGGGGCCGGCUCUAUCUUCGUAAUUGACGAGACAUCGGGUGACAUCCACGCAGCCAAGAGCCUGGACCGAGAGAAGAAGUCCCAGUAUGUCCUACAUGCGAGGGCCAUUGACUGGCGGACAAACCGUUCACUGGAGGCAGAGUCAGAGUUCAUCAUCAAGGUUCAGGAUGUCAAUGACAACGCUCCAACAUUUCCUGAUGGACCGUUCUCGGCAGCUGUGCCUGAGAUGUCUGAUGUUGGAACAUCAGUUUUCCAGGUGACAGCCUCAGAUGCAGAUGACCCGACCUACGGGAACAGCGCCAAGAUCGUUUACAGCAUCAUAGAGGGACAGCCCUACUUCUCUGUUGACCCCAAGACAGGUAUCAUCCGUACAGCAAUGUCCAACAUGGACCGUGAGACCAGGGACCACUAUGCUGUGGUGGUCCAGGCCAAAGACAUGGUGGGCUCGGUUGGGGGACUGUCUGGAUCCACCGUUGUCAACAUCACCCUCACUGACGUGAAUGACAAUCCUCCAAAGUUUUCACAGAAGAGCUAUCAGCUGUACGUACCAGAGCUUGCUCCAGUAGGGACGGCAGUGGGUCAGAUCAGAGCCAACGAUGAAGAUGAAGGGCAGAACGCUGAGAUGACCUACAGCAUCACUAAUGCAGACGCUGCUGCCAUCUUCACCAUCACCACUGAUACUGACCGCAGGGAGGGAAUCAUUUCGCUCAAGCAGCCUCUGAACUAUGAGAAAAGAAAGGUUCACACACUCAAUAUUGAAGCUUCCAACACUUACCCAGACCCCCACUUUUCCCACCUGGGACCAUUUAAGGAUUCCACAUCAUUGCGGGUCAUUGUGGGUGAUGUGGAUGAGCCUCCUGUCUUCUCCUUGGACUACUACAUUAUGGACGUGUAUGAAAACUCACCUGCCGGCACCCAGGUUGGAGCUGUGACUGCCGUGGACCCUGAUAGCACCAACAGCGCUGUCCGGUACUUCAUAGAAAAUCAAGAAGAAAGACCUUUGUAUUUCACCAUUGGGGUGAACAGCGGCAUCAUCCGGACCACUCAGGCUCUAGACCGGGAGGAGAAGGCGUGGCACAACAUCACUGUGAUGGCUGCAGAGGUUGAUAACCCUCGUAUGGUGAGCCAUGUCCCAGUCACCAUCCAGGUCCUAGAUGUCAAUGACAACAUUCCAGCCAUCUCUGGGGGCAACAAUGCAGUCAUAGUGUGUGAGAGCACCAAAAAUGGACAGGUGAUACAGACCAUCCGAGCAGCAGAUCUGGACAACUUUGCAAAUGGAAAGUUUUCCUUCUAUGUGCCUGCUGAGCAUCCAGCCAAUCCAAACUUUACUUUAAAGGACAAUGGAGACAACACUGCCAGUAUAGUAUCUCGACGACGUGGAGGCUUCAGCCAGGAUAAAGACCAGGAGUUCUUUAGUCUGGUGCUGGUGGUGGCUGAUGGUGGGGAGCCUCCCCUGAGCAGCACUGCUACACUCUCCCUCAGGGUCUGUGUGUGUCAGAGGAACAUCAGGGGGCGUAACAGCAACAACAUCUGUCAGGCCCAGGCCUUCCUGUCUUCAGCUGGCCUCAGCACCGGAGCCUUUGUGGCCAUACUCCUGUGUAUUGUCAUAUUACUAGCCAUUGUGAUGCUGUUCACCCAGCUACGAAAUAAGAAGGCAAGCAAAGAGCCCUUGAUUCUCUCUGAAGAGGACAUCAGAGAAAACGUGGUGACCUACGACGAUGAGGGAGGCGGGGAAGAAGACACAGAAGCCUUUGACAUUGCAGCACUUAGAAAUCCUAAAGGCUCAGAACCUCGCAGAAAGUUCCACACCUACCUCGGCUGUGGACCGAGCACAUAUGGAGAGGAGGAUGAGGCCGAGGAUGAUGAGGAGGGGAUUGUGGUGGUGAGGAGGAGGAGAGCACGGGAGAUGGAUUACGGGAACUACAGCCCAGAGUCAGAACCUGCAUGGUUUGUUAUUGACUGUGUUCCUCGAGAGAUCAGCCAGUCAGCGCCUUCGCUUCUGCUAGAUAGUCGUGACAUCAUUCAGCAGAUCAUCCAGCAGAGGGUGACAGAAGCAGACUCUGACACACGGGGCCCGCCGUAUGACUCACUUCAAACAUAUGCCUAUGAAGGCUGUGGGUCCUUGGCUGGGUCAGUCAGCUCUUUGGGCCUGACUGCGGCAGUGCCCGAACUUAACUAUGCAGACUUGGAAGACUGGGAGCCAGAGAGGCAAACACUGGAACAAAGUGUUGGAAAGCAGCUGGCUACAGGCCAAGCUAACCCUGACACCUAA
Chelmon rostratus (copperband butterflyfish) is the source of this 3057-nucleotide messenger RNA. RefSeq names its product cadherin-18-like. The coding region runs from base 1 to 3057 and encodes 1018 amino acids. The transcript is spliced from 11 exons. Gene Ontology annotation, cellular component: adherens junction; plasma membrane; catenin complex. The record is from RefSeq and is a predicted model, not a curated record. Gene Ontology annotation, molecular function: calcium ion binding; cadherin binding. Lineage: Eukaryota; Metazoa; Chordata; Actinopteri; Chaetodontiformes; Chaetodontidae. Gene Ontology annotation, biological process: multicellular organism development; calcium-dependent cell-cell adhesion; cell morphogenesis.